Messenger RNA from Nematolebias whitei (Rio pearlfish), 2634 nucleotides. It is a transcript of the gene sema4gb, whose product is annotated as sema domain, immunoglobulin domain (Ig), transmembrane domain (TM) and short cytoplasmic domain, (semaphorin) 4Gb. The coding region runs from base 1 to 2634 and encodes 877 amino acids. The transcript has 14 exons. NCBI's taxonomy places the organism in Eukaryota, Metazoa, Chordata, Actinopteri, Cyprinodontiformes, Rivulidae. Gene Ontology annotation, biological process: negative chemotaxis; negative regulation of axon extension involved in axon guidance; semaphorin-plexin signaling pathway. Gene Ontology annotation, molecular function: semaphorin receptor binding; chemorepellent activity. The record is from RefSeq and is a predicted model, not a curated record.
AUGAGAGACAGGAGAUCAGUUCGGUGCUUCCUGUUCGAGCUGAUGCUCCUCAGCGGGCUGUCCCAGGUGUGGGCCUUUCCCUUCACUUCCUCCUUGGACCUGGAUGUUACUCCCAGGACCACCGUCUUCUCCAAAGGUCUGGUGGGCAGCUGUCGUUUCACCGGCUCCGCUCAGAACUACAGCACGCUGCUGCUGGAGGAGGACGCCGGGCUGCUGUAUGUGGGGGGCAGAGGGGCUUUGUACGCUCUCAACGCCUCCAACAUCUCAUCUGCAAACCUCUCCAUUGAUUGGAAUGCUUCCCCCGAACAGAAGAAGCAGUGUCUAAGCAAAGGCCGAGACAAUCAGACAGAAUGUUACAACCAUGUCCGCUUCCUGCAGCGCUACAACGAAACCCACCUGUACGUCUGCGGAACCAACGCCUUCCGACCUCUUUGUGCUUACAUAAAUGCAGAGAGGUUCAGUUUCUCCUCUGGUUUCGAGGAGGGCAGAGACAGGUGUCCAUAUGACCCGGCAAAGGGACACACCGGUCUCCUCAUUGAUGGUGAGAUGUUCACAGCCUCUCAGUAUGAGUUUCGUAGCUCUCCAGACAUCCGCAGAAUCUUCCCCUUCCCCACUCUCAGGACAGAGGAGGCUCCCACCCGCUGGCUUCUUGAGGCAGAGUUUGUGGGAUCUGUGCUGCUGAGGGAGAGCAUCAACAGUUCUAUUGGCGACGAUGACAAGAUUUACUUCUUCUUCACCGAGAGAAGCCAGGAGCAGAUCGCCUACCCAAGCCAGACCAAGGUGUCUCGGAUCGCUCGAGUCUGCAAGACUGACUGGGGAGGCCAGAGGACUUUGCAAAGGAAAUGGACAACCUUCCUCAAGGCCAGAAUGGUGUGCUCAGUCCCAGAAUAUGAGUUGCACCUCAAUAUCCUGCGUGAUGUGUUCGUCCUGCAAGGGAGAGAUGUUCAAAGCAGUGUUUUUUAUGGUAUCUUUGGUUUGGAAUGGAAGAAUAUCAAAGCAUCUGCCAUCUGCCAGUACGCUUUCUCAGAUGUACACAACGUUUUUGAAGGACCGUACAUGGAGGUGCAGGACUCAAAGUGGAGGGAAUACACAGGGAAAGUCCCAGAGCCGAGGCCUGGAUCUUGUAUAACGGAUCUGCACAGGUCACAGAGCAUAAACUCAUCUCGAGACCUUCCAGACAUCAUCCUCACUUUCGCCCGGAGGCACCCACUGAUGGCCAAACAGGUUCACCCGAUAGGCAAAAGCCCACUCAUGUUCAAAAGGAGCAUCAACUACGUCAAGAUCGCUGUACACAAGGAACCGGCACUGGAUGGAAACCUUUAUACCAUUUUGUUUCUGGGAACAGAUGAUGGCUGGCUGCACCGGGCCGUGGACACUGAUGGAGAUAUACAUAUCAUAGAGGAGUUGCAGAUGUUUGACAAACCACAGCCAAUAGAGAGCAUGGUCAUCUCGUCAGUUCAGAGGAGUAUCUACGUUGGCUCCCACUCUGGAGUUGUUCAGGUACCACUGUCAACUUGUCAGAGGUAUACUUCCUGUUAUGACUGUGUAUUCGCCAGAGACCCCUUCUGCGCCUGGGAUGGGAGAGUGUGUGUGGAAAUAUCAUCACGUGCACAAAGGUCAAACUUGACGCAGGACGUCACCAAAGGAAUCAGGGGCUGCAAGGAGAAUUCGGGAAACGUGGUACAUCGGAGGCGCUCUGUGAUGUCAGGCGACGAUGUGCUGCUUCAGUGUGAGUUACGCUCUAACCUGGCCACUCCACGCUGGACUCUGAAUGGCAAGGAGCUCCGGGGGUACGGCCUAAACACGGGGUACCGCAUCGGCACCGAUGGCCUCCUGAUAAUCGGCGCUCGCACCCAACAGGGCGGAUCGUAUCGUUGCUUCGCCACAGAGAACAGCGUCUCUGUACUGGUUUACCUUUACACGGUAAAGGUGCACACAGAUCCAUACUUGGUUGUGGGGCCCACAGACACAGCCGAGCCCACUCCGGUCUCCGGUUUGACUGUUUACUCCACGGUCAGCCCCACCGAGCAGCCUCUGCCUUCACCUCCAGCUCCGCUGUCUCCUGGAGCUGAGUUCCAGAUCUACAGACACAUGGAGGCCAUCUACAUCUCGUUGGUGGCAGUUCUCGGAGGGCUUUGCCUGGUGCUGACUGUGGUGCUGCUUUACGUGAGCUUCUGCACCAGACGGUCCGCUCAGAGCCGCAAGUUCUCCCAGCAGGGUCUGCGGGUCCUGGGGGAGUCUGAGAGAAAGCGGAGCUCCCAUCUUGAACUCAGAACCAUCUCCAGCCACUGCAACGGCCGUCAGGGUCGUCGCUCCAUCUCCGUGCCGACCUUCGACACCUUCCUCCAGAUUGUUCCCGGCGAUGAUGAAAUGUCCCCGGCCAAAACGCCUCCGCCAGCUCCUCCUCUUCCCAACCCACCCCCACUCCCCAACGUGGACUUCGCCAACGGGCUGUCGGCCACUCUGCCCAGCGUCCUGAGGAAGAUGAACGGGAACAGCUAUGUGCUGCUGAGGCAGGCCGACCCCGAGGGGAUGUCGCCACUUUACCACUCCUUCACAGAGGAGCUCAACAGGAUCCUGGAGAAGAGGAACCACACUCAGCUGCACCCGCAACCUGAUGAGAGCUCCAUCUAG